Molecule: messenger RNA, 537 nt
Organism: Capsicum annuum
Lineage: Eukaryota; Viridiplantae; Streptophyta; Magnoliopsida; Solanales; Solanaceae
Product: disease resistance protein RPS2-like
Exons: 1
Coding region: 1-537 (178 amino acids)
Source: RefSeq, a predicted model, not a curated record
AUGCUACAUUUGCAGGUUUCUUGUCCCAACCUGGAAGUGCUAAAACUCUAUGAGGCUAACAGCAUAACUGCUCUGUGCUCUCACCAACUUCCAACUGCCUACUUCAGCAAACUUGUAACCUUGGAAGUAGAAAAUUGUGGAAAACUGAGAAACUUGAUGUCUCCAUCAGUGGCCAGAGGUCUUCUGAAUCUCCGGACACUAUGGAUAGAAGACUGCCAAUCAAUGGAAGAAGUGAUCACAGAACAACAAGGAGAAGAAAUCGUGACAUAUGAACCCUUAUUUCCCGUGUUGGAAGAGCUGAGCCUUUACCAUUUGCCAAAGCUGGGGCAUCUCAUUCUGACUAGGCAUGUCCUUGAAUUUCCAUUUCUUAAAGAAGUGGUUAUUGAUGAAUGCCCUGAAAUGAAGGCAUUUAUCCAACAGGGAACUGUCAGCACACUGAAUCUCGAAAGUGUGAACAAUGAUAAUGAGCUGAAAGUUGUUGACCUCAACAAAGUGAUGUUCAAUUCUAAGGUUUAUCUUGUGCCGCUUUAUAACUAA